Osmia bicornis bicornis is the source of this 5430-nucleotide messenger RNA. RefSeq lists its product as uncharacterized. The transcript is spliced from 2 exons. The record is from RefSeq and is a predicted model, not a curated record. The coding region runs from base 1 to 5430 and encodes 1809 amino acids. Lineage: Eukaryota; Metazoa; Arthropoda; Insecta; Hymenoptera; Megachilidae.
AUGCGUAAAUCAGAACCAGCUAAAAACGUACCUACGGCUACUGCCGAAAAGAAGGGACCAGCGGAGGCUCCAGGAACAUCCGGAGAGGGUGACGUUCCGAAGCAAAAGAAACCGCAGCGAUUCGAUUUCGGGAAAAGAUGGCACAAAUUUCGCGUUCUAACACCGAAUUCGGCGUUACUCCGUGGUUCUUACGCGAUGAACCAUCCCCAUUUCAAGUACAGAAGCCGGGGUCGACAAGCCGCCCCUUCAGCGGUAGUGGCCAUCGUCUACGGGCGUCUAUUCGAGCCAAGAGACUGGGUCAAAGAAUAUGUAGACCAAGUGUUAGAAAACGGGGACAAACUGUUUCGUAUAAGCGUGAUGAGGAACCGGGUGAAGGAGAACGAAUACAUGACGGCGAAACUGGUGUUUCCAGAAUUCUACAUCGCCAAUUACAAGGUCCUUGUUUGCGUGGAGGAAACGGGCAUCUAUGGCAACCUCUUCAGCGAAACCGUAGGCUGUCCAGAUUUCAGCGAUGGUCUGUCGAAAUUCUUCGAAAGCAACGAUGCUGGGGUGAUCACUGCCCAGGGUACAUCGAUAGCCAUGUGGCGACACCCUGAAAUCGGAUUCCUCUUCUUCGACCCGGCUCCCUGCGACGAAGAUGGUAUUCAUCACACAGAAGGAGUGGCCUGCGUCAUGAGAUUCAAAUGCUUGAGCGACCUUAGGGACCAUUUCCUCAAGAACAUGGACAGAAGAUACGAUUCUAGAUACUGUAUCGACAAGGUGACAGUAUUGCGAGUGAGCGAGGUCGGUCGCGGAUACGUCGAUCGUCUUCCAAGCAACAGUCGUCUGGCGAUCGACAAAAGCGUUCUCCGUGCCAUCAACCCUGUGGACAUCGAGGACAACAAGAUGGACUGCACCAAACCGGCGCCCAAAGGAGAGAAGGUGAAGGCUACCUUGACCGCCAAGAUCCACAAGGAGCCAUUGGCGAUUACCAUCUCAAACUACAGCAUCGACAGACGUUUCGCUACCGAUCCCUUGGUGGAUCAGAACAACUUUGACACCGGUUACACCUACGAGGCGAUGCACUUCAACGUGCCAUCGACUUUCAGGGAGAUGGCUGGGAACAUGGCCAUCCUCCAUGGAUUGACCCACGAGCACAGCGAUAUGUACAAGGGCAAGGGAGCACAGAACGUGGCCAACUGUGUGAUGGCUAUUGCCAUGAAGAAGGUUCACCCUGUGAAAACCUGGCUGAGGCCAAAACUCGACGAGAUCCUGGCAUUGGGAGACACCGUGUUCGCUGAAAUUAAGUCUGCCAAGCCGAUGAUGAGGACCAUGACUGCGUCCGAUUUGAACGAUGCUAAAAUUGAAGUGGAGGACAGGAAAUUAGUGGUAGACGUGGACUUGAUCACUGUUACAGGCACGAUCACUUCUAAGAUCCCAGAGGUGUUGAAUUUGAAACAAGCGUUGGAGGAAUUCUUCUUGGUUAACAGCGAAGGGGCGAUCGAAUCAUCCGCCAUGUCCGUGGCGAUCUGGAGCCAAGACGACAUGUUCUACAUGUUCGAUCCUCGCCAGUGUGACUCUAUCGGCGUUCGAAUUCGCGAUGAGAAAGGUGGAAAGGGUAAACAGGACGAUGAAGAAAGAAAGAAAGGGAACUGUUGCGUGAUAAGAUUCCCCAGUACCGACGCGUUGGCUGCUCUGUUCGUGAAAAACGUGGAGCAUGCUAAAAAGAACGAUCGCUUCACCAUCAGGCACAUCACGAUUUUGGACGAUAUACCUGGGACCAGACCUUGGCACGACUUCCAGCCUGGUACCGCAGGAGAGACCUGGGUCCUACAAGGUACCAUCUCUAACGAAGACGAAGAGUUCGAAGACGAGAGUCGAGGCGUUCAAGGACUUGCUAUGUCGGUCAUAGCUCUGGUCAGCGCGAAAGAAACACCGCCUACGAAAUGGACCAACGAGACAGUGGACAUCGCGGUUCGAGAAGGGGACGAUUACUAUAACUGGUGCAACCCCGUCACGGAAGUAGAGGCUGAAACCGAGCGUUUCUUCUUUGUGCCGAACUUAAAGAAGAAUUUGUACUUCAAGAACCGAAAGGUCAAGAUAGACGUGGAGGAAGGAACGGUCGUAGGUGAUGUAACUGCACCAGCCGACAGUGAUAUUCCGAAUUUGGCAAAAGGUCUGAAGCAGUUCUUCGAGAACCAUCAAUACGGUAUCGUUGACGUGAAGAGUAUGAGCGUAGCUGCGUGGAAGGUCGAAGAGGACGUGAAAGUGAAGGACGAAAUAGUGAAACAGAACGUCUACUACUGUUUCGAUUCGAAUCCGAGAAACAGUCGAGGUUUCUGGUCGGAAGAAGAAGUAGAGGAGAACGUAGCCUGCGUGAUUCGAACCUUGGACCAUUCGGUAUUAGCGAAAAUAAUUGAAACGAACGCGGGCCAGGAUCAGGAACACGGCAACGAGUUCUCCAUUCACGACAUGAAGAGUAUCUCGAUCGGUGCUGAGAUGACCGAUGAAGAGAUCGAAGAGGACAAGCAGAUCCCAGUGAAACCUGAUCUGCGCAACUACCACAGCAUAGGCGAUACCGGAGCCGUGUUGUUGGGUAGUUUCAACCAGGGCAACGAAGUGAUGUUCAAACGUCAAACCAGGGACAAGCAACAGGCGGCAACUGCCCUGGCAGCUAUGGCGAUGACGAAGCUGUAUAAUCCUCAUCUCUGGUACAGAGAGGUGGUCGAUGAUAUUCUGAAGCUGGGUGACAAGAUCGCCCAGGAUAACAUGGAGAACCUUGCGGAAGAAGGUAUGGAGGGAGAGGAACCAAGGAACUAUCUCCUCCCUAGCGAGAUCAGCGAGGAUUUCGCAGUAGGAGUGAAUCGGAUAUACGUAGCCUUGGAAGAGGAGAGUACUUCCGGCAAGAUGAACGAAUUGGCCACCCAAUUAGAAACUUUCUUCGAAUCGAAUGCCAUGGGUGUAUUCAGACAGGCCAACGUGAUGAUGCCUAUUUGGAGGGAGUCCGAUGUAUUCUUUCUAGUGGAUCCCAGAGGAAGGGAUUCCAGAGGAGAACCUCGAGAAAAGGACGGCGUGGCCGCGGUAAUGUGGUUCACCGAUAUUCCAUCAUUGGUCGCUGCGAUCGAACCGGUUGCCACCGGUGAAGAUUUCGUCCUCGACGUCGUCACUCUGGAUAACGCGUACGAAACGCGUGUAGCCGAAGAGGAACGCCCGACGAGACCAGCUGCCGGGGAAAAUCCGUGGUACCAUUUCCCUAAAAUGUCCGAGGGGGUAUGGAGCAUCAAUGGUACCGUCAAGAUGGACGAUCCUAGGUUCGAAGAAGCAAAUCGCAACACCCAAACAGCAGCUAUUGCGGUGAUGGCUAUCGUUUUCUCAAAGGUCUACGAGCCACGGUAUUUGACGCAGGCUGUGUUGGACGAGGUGAUCGUAACUGGUGAUAAAUUGCACUCCAAGUGCGUGGAGAGACUCGGAGUAGAUUCCGCGCCGAGGAUUAAUGAAAUAAUGACGGAAUUUUUUCUCUCCACUCGCCGUAUCAAUCUGACGAUCAAAGAUUGCGUGGAGGCUGGCAGUCUGACCGCUAAACCGCCCAAGGUCCAAGAUUUGAACGCGGGAAUUAACAAGUUCUUCGCACGGUACACUUCGGGAGCGUUGACCGUUAGCGGGGUUAAGAACAUAGCCAUCUGGAAGUUCGACAAUGAAUACUAUGCCUUGAUUCCUGACUAUGGUGUCAACGUGCAGGAAGAAAUCGCGGGUUCACCCAAGUUGCUGCGUUUUGCCAGCAUCGACAUUCUUAUGGAGCAUCUUCAGAACUACUUGGGAACCGAAGGAGAUUACGAACUGAUCGCGAUAGAUGUAGUUAAUUGGAACAAGUUUCCUCCAUGGAAAUUCGACCCCAGUUCCGCAGUUCGCCCUUCGAACCUACCUCCCUUGAACGCCUACAGAAGAGUCCAAGGCGAAGCUCGAGCGAUUCUUCGGGGUACCUAUCACCAGGGUGACGAGGUCUUUCCGGAAACGUUGCGGAACAAGCAGACAGCUGCGAAUUGCGUCGUGGCCCUUGGAAUGUCCGUGGUGAAGAACCCGAUCACCUGGACGAAGAAGACGAUGGACGAGAUCCUGGUGAUCGGCAUCAACGUUCACCGGCAAACGCAGAAGGCCAAGCCGACCAUAACUCGCAUCAAGCCUAAAGACAUCAUCAGAGUGUUCCACGUGGGGGUGAACAUCCUGACAGCGGACAUAGAAACCGGUACGGUGUCCGGUUUAGUGGCGAUUCCACCUCCGGCCCCGGAAGACAAGAAGAAGAAGAAAAGGCGCGGAGGCACGAGGAGGGCGAGAGGUGGCCGAGGGAAGAAGAGCAGAAGGCCUCAGAGAAUACGCGCACCUCCUCCACCUCCGAUUCUUUUGGAAGAUGGCGUUCGAAAGUUCUUCGAGAAGAACCGGGCUGGAAUUCUGGUGACCGAUCGAGGAAUGGUGACCAUUUGGAAGGACUUGGGAGUUUAUUUCAUGUACGACCCCAGAGCCCGUAGCGAUCAAGGUUUGCCCGAUUUCUAUGGCACUUCCUGCGUCAUGUGGUUCGCGUGCAUCGAGCCUCUCUACGAGGUCCUCUUCGCCAACAUCGACGAUCAAGAGAAGUACGGUCGCUAUGAGAUCUGCAGGGUCAUCAUCAAGACCGCUAUGAUAGAACCUCUACCUUGUCCAGCUGGAUUCAGACCGUACUUCGAUUGCACGACUUCGCCCAUCCCGAUGACUCCUAUGAAGAGAAACACCACCUUGGACGUGGAGACCGUCACCGACUACAACAUGGUAGACGAAGAGCUAAGCAUUCUUCGAGGAAGACUGCACAUGCACCACCGUACCUGGAGUCCCAUCAGUCGUGGCUUCCAAAGUACAGCGAUAGCUGCUGUGGCCAUCGUAGUGGGACUUCUUCACGUUCCCUCAACCUGGACACCCGAAUUAAUCGACGCGAUCCUGAGAUACGGCGAUCUUCUGCACUCGGACAGUGUACGCGCUGCUCGUCCUGGCUACAGGAAUCUGUCACCUAGCGAACUGUUAACCGUCUUCAUCGUCGGUGACUUCAGAGCCACAAUACACGUCCACAAUCAUACCACCGCCGGUAUUCUUCAUACGUUCGAUCUUUCCGAAUCUUUGACUAUGUUCUUCCGCUCGAAUUGCGCCGGGAUUCUUCAUACAACCAACAUGGCCGUGGCGGUGAUGCAACAUUACGGGAAAUUCUAUCUGUUCGAUCCUUGCGCGAGGAAUAAUCAAGGGAGACCGAGUUUCGAUGGCACUGCUUGCGUGAUGAAGUGCGAGAGUAUCAUGAAAAUGGCCUCCAUGUUCGUAAGCAAUUGCAACCUGAAGACACCGAACGUGUACACUCUGAACGCGGUGAACGUGUUGAAUCUGUACUUCUUCUCGGACGCCAAGAGCGGCUGUCCACCUAAAUGCGAGCAAUGA